AUGUGGCGUAGCGAAGACUGGGAAUGGGUCUUCGUCCCAUUCCAUACCCCUCGAGAGCUGCUGAUCCCGCUCGGCGCCCUCUUGCUAUGCCUACUGGCCGUUGGAAUU
Messenger RNA from Mesorhabditis spiculigera, 108 nucleotides. The record is from the annotation of a GenBank genome assembly. NCBI's taxonomy places the organism in Eukaryota, Metazoa, Nematoda, Chromadorea, Rhabditida, Rhabditidae.